Prionailurus viverrinus (fishing cat) is the source of this 858-nucleotide messenger RNA. It is a transcript of the gene VAMP5, whose product is annotated as vesicle associated membrane protein 5. The transcript is spliced from 3 exons. Gene Ontology annotation, cellular component: plasma membrane. NCBI's taxonomy places the organism in Eukaryota, Metazoa, Chordata, Mammalia, Carnivora, Felidae. The coding region runs from base 16 to 624 and encodes 202 amino acids. The record is from RefSeq and is a predicted model, not a curated record. Gene Ontology annotation, biological process: Golgi to plasma membrane protein transport.
UCACUGGGCCCCCCGAUGUGUGGGGGUGCCGAGCGCAGAACGAGCCCCCGGCUGCUCAGGCGCAGGCGCCCGGUUCCGGGGGCUGGGGAGCCAGGCGAAGCUGGGCCGGACGCCUGCAGCUUUCGCUUUUCGUUGGCCCGGGUGCGGGCUCGGGGCAGGCGCGCCCCCCGCCCCCGCGGCCGCGGCCCCGCCCCUCCGUUUCCUCCCGGGUGUGUGGCACCGCGGCCGCUCGGCGACAGAGGAGCGGGAGCCGGCCCAGCGGCGGCAGCAGCGAUGGCAGGGAAAGAGUUGGAACGGUGCCAGCGGCAGGCGGACGAGGUGACGGAAAUCAUGCUCAACAACUUCGACAAGGUCCUGGAGCGCGAUGGAAAACUGGCAGAGCUGGAGCAGCGUUCUGACCAACUCCUGGACAUGAGCUCAGCCUUCAGCAAGACAACCAAGACCCUGGCCCAGAAGAAGAGCUGGGAGAACAUCCGAUGCCGGAUCUACUUGGGGCUGGUGGUGGGUGGCGGCCUGCUCGUCAUCCUGAUUGUGCUCCUGGCCAUCUUUCUCCCACAGAGCAGUGAGGGCAGCAGUGCCCCACAGGCCCAGGACGCAGGCGCUGCCUCAGGGCCUGGGGACUGACCCAGCUGGGCCUGAGGAGAGGCCGAUGGCCAUACUGGCUGGUUCUGGUCUCCAGAAAACCCUGGUGUUUGCUCCCACCUGAGCCACCCAACUGAGUGCUGAAGAGCAUCCCUGAUGUGUGCACCUUUGCAUCUCCUAUCACGCCACAGACUGGCCCUUGAGGGCAGCCUGCUGCACUGGCCAUGCCAGGCCAGCCCCACCUGGAGCUCAGUAAAAGCUGCUGUUUGGUUAAAA